ACAGUUUCACUUUCACUCUCCUCUCAAAUCUUUCUUCCUGCUCCAUCAUCUCACUCCUCUUACAUUUUCGUUACUUACUCAUAUUAGGGAAAAAUAAAAUGUUUUUGUAGUUGUUACGUUAGAGGAAGUCACCAAACCAAAUCCACCAAAACACAUUCCCUUCUAUUAAUGUGUCAUUAGGAAGAAAGAAACAAAAACAUAUCUUCUAGUUUAGUAAUGACAGAGAUCGAUUUAGAACAAGGACCGGCGUACGGAUAUCACCGGCGAAGUGACGUCAGCGUAUACUAUACAGACGGAGAAGGAGAAGAAGAUGUGACGUCAUGCUACUCUUACUUCUAUUCGACGACGACGGGAGGAGGCUUGUACGAAUACGAAGGAGGAGAGUCGAGGAAAGUGUCGUCGGUGAUGAGUAGUAGCUCAUCAUCGGAGAUAGAUGUUAAUGAAGCGACGGCGCCGCCGGAGAAAGACUGUAGGAUAUGUCACUUGGGGGUGGUGGAAACGAGCGGUGGAGGUGCGAUGGAGUUAGGGUGUUCGUGUAAAGAUGAUUUGGCUGUUGCUCAUAGACAAUGUGCUGAAACUUGGUUCAAGAUCAAAGGCGACAAAAUCUGCGAGAUAUGCCAAUCGGUAGCCAGAAACGUGGGCGGUGCAAACGAGAUGGUAAUGGUAACGGUGGUGGACGAGAGAGAGUUAAGAAACGGCGAGGAAACGGUGGCCUUGGGAGCGAUAGAGAAUAGGUGGCAGCCACAGAGAAUGGUGAAUAUAGUGUUAGCUUGUAUGGUCUUUGGCUUCUUUAUUUCAUGGCUCUUCCAUUUCCAUGUUUCAUCUUCUUCAUGAAACCUCUCUAUACAAUAUUAUAUGCUCUUUGUAGGAGGCAAACAACAAAUUUUAUUAUAUAUCAAUUGAGUUUUUGAUU
Raphanus sativus (radish) is the source of this 913-nucleotide messenger RNA. RefSeq lists its product as uncharacterized. The record is from RefSeq and is a predicted model, not a curated record. Bases 217 to 834 code for a protein of 205 amino acids. NCBI's taxonomy places the organism in Eukaryota, Viridiplantae, Streptophyta, Magnoliopsida, Brassicales, Brassicaceae. Gene Ontology annotation, molecular function: zinc ion binding. The transcript is spliced from 2 exons.